Molecule: messenger RNA, 1817 nt
Organism: Leptopilina boulardi
Lineage: Eukaryota; Metazoa; Arthropoda; Insecta; Hymenoptera; Figitidae
Exons: 6
Coding region: 267-1670 (467 amino acids)
Biological process (GO): cilium assembly
Cellular component (GO): ciliary transition zone
Source: RefSeq, a predicted model, not a curated record
GCUAGGGACGCGCGCGUUUUUAGAAACGUUAGUAUUGCCGUGAAAGCAGCCCUUAGAAGUGCAAAAGUAUGGAAGCUUUUCAGCCAUUGUGUCAUUUUUACAUAUUUUUCAAACUACACAUAUAGUACUUUCGAAGCUUUUUUGUCAACGUCGGCUUCGCAAGCUGCCGUGAAACGUUCUUGACGCGGAUCUCCUGAAGUGAUGGUUUUAUUAUACCGUCGACCUAAAUCCACGUUUUCAUAUCCUAAGAGUGACAGGAAAAAAAAAUGUCACAUUCGGGACGAGUGUCUCGACAAGAGAAAAGAACAACAAAAACAAAACAACAAGACUUGAGUGUAUCAUACGACGAAGAGGAGGAAAUUUCUGACUAUAGCUUUGAUGUUGAUUCGGGUGAUUUUGCAAGGAAUUCAAAUAUUUCAAAUAAGCAUCGUCAAAAAACAUUGUCAUACGAAAUCAAAGAGAAAAUAAACACCAGCGACACAGAUGAUACAGAGGAAGAUGCAGCAGCAGCAGCAGCAGCAGCAGCCGCCGUCACCACAGAGGAUAAUAUUAGACCACGAAGAUCCUCGUUUCAUGAGAAUAAAACCACAUUGGAAUUGAGAAAGGGUUCCAAUGAAUUCCGCUCCGAUGGAGCCUUCAAGUACGAUGAGAUCGAGAGCCCGGAAGUCUUGGAGAGGAAGCGAAAACGAAGACUAUCGAGACGUCGUAGAAGUGAAAAUCGUUCUCUCGAAACGUCAAAAGAUCUCGAGGAAAACAGAAAGAAAGCCUCAAGUAGAACUCAUGGUAUUUCCACUUUCAACUCGGGAGAAAAAGAUACCAAUGAAAAAUCAAGAAAAAAAGGACAACGUUCCAACCACGGUGAGGUUAGCGAAAAGGUCGAACUUCCCAUUGCAGAAAUAUUGAAGAAGGCACAGGAGAAUAAUCGGACCAAGUACGCGGAGGAGCCGAUUCCUUUAACAGAACUAAAGUCGGAUACGAUCUAUGUUCAAGGUAGAAAUGGUUUUAGUGCCAUGAAGAUAACACGCGGUCGUUCGGCGAAUAAGAAAAAAGUUGAAAAAUCAGCGGAUUCCUAUUCUCAUCCAAUAAGAAUUGCGAUCUUGGUUCAGAAGGUCUGGAAAUGCACUGGUUUUAUCUGUCAAGGUCUUUUAGCGGGAAUGGCUUUCAUGCACUUCAUCUUGAUUCAAACGUACUUUAAUGAUUCACAUGAGUUUUUACAUAGUUAUUCGUAUUUGGCGGAAAUCUACACGAAUAUUUUUUCAUUCCUUCUCGUCAUGUGUCUUAUCGCUACUUUCGACAAAUUCGAUCUUGCAAAUUUGGAUGUUGAACAUCUGCGAGAAAUCUACAUGAAUGAAGCUAAAUCUGCAGUGGCAAUUCCGUUAUAUCUGAUCACAUUUUGCUUGCACCAAGUAUCUCUGAGGGUUGACGAUAAACUCUCCUUGAUAUACUAUAAUGCAAGUAGUAUUAGUAUCACUGAAACGACCUUCAAGAAUGAGAGCAGCAUUCAAGUUCCACUCAACGAGAUGACGACAUGGCAGAGAAUGACACUGUCAAAGGAUGUGCUUGCUGUGUUGGCCUGGUUCUUUGUUUCUCUUGGUACUCGAGACGACAUGUUGUUGAUACACCUCGAAACUAUGGAGAAAUAUGCGGAGAUUCUCCGUUCAACAACGUGACAUUAUUGAUCUAAAUAAUUAGUUACCUUUCUUAUUUUACAGAAAAAAAGUAAAUAAAUAAAAAAAACCUUUCCAUGAAAAAAAAAAUAAAAAGAGGAUAUAGAGUAUAGGAAAUAAAACUAUAUAUAUACUAUCUCUCCUCUCUCU